AUGGCUUUCAACCUCGACCCCGGCCAGGAAACAUGUUUGCUUUGUGACAUGCCGAUGACGGAAUCCCGUCCCCACUUUGUGGAGGAUUACGAACCGACCAAGGCCGAUUCUUACAGGAAGAAAGUGGUCGUGGACGAGAACGAGGUGCACAUAGACAUCCUCGAUACGGCAGGACAGGAAGACUAUGCAGCGAUCAGGGAUAACUACUUCCGGUCCGGUGAAGGGUUUCUCUGCGUGUUUUCUCUCACGGAACGCGAGUCGUUCACAGCGUGCGACGAUUUCAGGGAACAAAUAUUAAGGGUAAAAGGAGAAGAUGCAGUGCCCUUUAUCCUGGUCGGUAACAAGGUGGAUUUGCAGGAUAAUAGGCAAGUCACCACACCUGAAGGCCAGGCCAAAGCUGAUCAAUGGAAAGUCACCUAUAUAGAAACGUCGGCAAAGACUCGCACCAACGUUGAUAAGGCAUUUUUUGAUCUCACAAGAAACAUUCAAACGCACAAGGUGCAGACACUGAGAAGAGGCGCAGAGGGACUAGACAGGGCGAAAACCCGCUGUACGCUUCUUUGACGCUAGUUCGUCUCUAGAAUCCGCGACGAGAAGGGAAAACUGGCUCAUGAUCGGCUGCUAUGACCAGAGUAUUGUCGGUCUCGGCUGCUAUGAUGUGGACGGUUGUAGUGACGUGGUACAUCACCUUCUUCUUCUUGCCCUCUGCAGUAUUUAAACAUAAAAUAGCAGGAACGGUGUAUUAUACCACUUGCCGCCGCCCUUGUGAUUGCGAAUUUGUGAAGUGGGUCAUCUAUGCAUGCAGUCAAAUAUGCUCCGACAGCGGAUCGUCGUGUUGAAAGAUAACACAGAGGCACGAUCGUAUUUAUGCAUGGUUGUAUGUGAAUGAGAACGUUAUUAUACUUAAAAGCUGCUGCAACAGCGAGUUAAAUAAAAUAAUAGCCUACGUGCGCAUUGCGAUUGUAAUUAAUUUACUCAUCCUAAUAAUCUCAACAAUUCUGCAAACGUCAAAUAAAACGUCAAACAGCAGUUUACUCAUGCACUCAGACAAGUGUUACAACUGAUAUUCGUGUAAUAGAGCUGAUACGAUGAACGUUUGUCUUUUAUUUCGUAUUACAGUCAGUAGUUUCAGUAACUCGCUCACAAAUGUGAUAUAAUGUACAUCUCAUCUGACUCCCGACUCUUCUACCCCAUAUAUGCGGCUUUUGUUCACUCUUUCUGCCCCUCUUCUUAUGUCGCACUAAUCUCUCUUCCUCUCCAUAAUUGGUUUCUGUUCUUCCCAUUGACUCUCGCUCGCUCGCUCCCCCUCUCUCGCUUUACUCUCCUUAACCCUCCACUGUUUCUCUGGCCACUGACAUAUCCUCUUCUCCAUAUCCUGCUCCUCUUCUUUCCCUUGGCUCUUCUCCUGAUAUCCGUGUUUCUUUUUCUUCUUUUUCGUCUCUCGUCUUCCUUCUAUCUAUCGAUAUCCCCCUCUCGUAAGUAUCUCUCUCCUGCCCCCUAUCUUUCGGUUUCUCGCUAGUAUAUAGUAUAUAGUCAAUGCCCAUCAUGUUGUCACUUGACAUUCCCUUGCCACAUAGUGAGUGACCUGCCACCCAUGGAUAAACCGGCGUGAUCGACAGAAUAGAUAUGGUGCUCACAGAAUUUGCUCAAGCGCACAAAACCAUUACAAUUUCCCUAGGCAAUCCACAGUUGUUGUGUGGCCUAGGCUUUGAUUUCAUACCCAGCUGCUUCUAUCAAGUACGCACUUCAUCUGGAUGCACGUCUUCGUUGUUCCUAAAUAGCAAUUCACCUCCUCAUCGCAGGUGGAUAAUCUUUUGCGAUACGUGGAACACCUAUAAGAUAAACAUGCGACAUACACUAUCAAACUAACAAAUCCCUCUGCAUCUCAUUCUCGCACUCUACCCUUCUCACUCAUUGUCGUUUCUCUUUUUCAUCGGCGCUCCCACCCCACUCUCCUCGUAUCGCUUCUCUCUCCCUCCUCCCCCUCUAUCUCUUCUCUCACUCUCUGUACC
Messenger RNA from Priapulus caudatus, 2012 nucleotides. Its product is annotated as ras-related protein Ral-A-like. Gene Ontology annotation, cellular component: plasma membrane. NCBI's taxonomy places the organism in Eukaryota, Metazoa, Priapulida, Priapulimorpha, Priapulimorphida, Priapulidae. The transcript is spliced from 4 exons. Gene Ontology annotation, biological process: Ras protein signal transduction. Bases 1 to 564 code for a protein of 187 amino acids. The record is from RefSeq and is a predicted model, not a curated record. Gene Ontology annotation, molecular function: GDP binding; GTPase activity; GTP binding.